Molecule: messenger RNA, 507 nt
Organism: Baudoinia panamericana UAMH 10762
Lineage: Eukaryota; Fungi; Ascomycota; Dothideomycetes; Mycosphaerellales; Teratosphaeriaceae
Exons: 1
Source: RefSeq, a predicted model, not a curated record
AAGCAAGUUUCGCGUGUAUGGUAUGCAAGAUCGUAUGCUCGCCGUGCUAGACGAACUGCUGGCCAACAAAUUCGAUCCGGCAAACGACGCCAGUCUUGUCCGGGAGCUCUGUCGGGACGAUCUGCCCGACACAGCAGACGUCAAGAGACGUAUCAUAUCUCGUGUUUGGAAGCAGGCAGUGAACAUCUACACCAACACCACGCGUUACAGAGCUUUCCACGAGGCCGUUUCCAAGAUUCACCAGUUCGACAAUGGCAUCGCCCAGCGGCUCGCGCAGCAAAUCAAGGGUAUGGGGUACAUGUACAAGUGUCAGAGAUGUGGCAAGGAGUUCACAUACCCCGGGGACAUUGGGCCCAAAGCGUGGUGUCCCCUUUGUGGAGUGAAGAAUGACACGGUCAAGCUCGGGGCCUUGAAAUAGGAUUGGUUGAUGACGCAUGAACGCGGUAGAGUGCGGUGAUGAUCGCUUCAUCGGGCAUAGCCGCGGAGUCAUACUGUUGGCGGCGUUGU